Raphanus sativus (radish) is the source of this 2154-nucleotide messenger RNA. RefSeq lists its product as uncharacterized. The coding region runs from base 359 to 2017 and encodes 552 amino acids. Gene Ontology annotation, cellular component: nucleus. The record is from RefSeq and is a predicted model, not a curated record. Gene Ontology annotation, molecular function: DNA binding. The transcript has 9 exons. NCBI's taxonomy places the organism in Eukaryota, Viridiplantae, Streptophyta, Magnoliopsida, Brassicales, Brassicaceae. Gene Ontology annotation, biological process: DNA repair; DNA recombination; DNA replication.
UAUCCUGAGCGGAGAGAGCGUCCACGUAAGCAUAUUAAAUCGACCAAUGACGUCGUCCGUUAAUGCGAUGUCGUUCAGAUAUGUCAUAUGAAUUGGGCUUUCUCUUUGUUUAUGGCCCAUAAGCAUGUUGACCAAACCCUAAUCAGAUAGCAACUACACGAUCUCCAUCUUCUUCUCUCUCGCGCAGAGGACGAUCCCCAUCUCCAUUCCGUCGUUUCCACUUCAUACGUUUUAUCAGUUCGACUUUGCGCAAUGAAAUCUCCAUUAAUGGAUUCCUUUCGCAUCCCUCUCUCUAAUCUCCUAUAUAACACCAUUCUUUUCCUAAAAUAUCUUACACACAAUAGUAUCCUCUCAAACGAUGAAUUCCAGCAUCAAAAUCUCCGAUUCCGGCGAUCUUCUCUCCAAGAAACCACAAGGAAAUGACGGUGUCUCCUCUGCCGAACCGAUGAAACGUAUUGGCCAGUCCGGUGACUCUUCGGCUAAAGCUAUCUCCGGCGGUGAUUCUUCAGCUACAGCUGUCUCCGGUGAUGCUUUCUCAAAGAAACGAAACGGAAAGACCGUUGUCUGCUCUGAUGUCGCCUCCGCCAAGACCGAUGCAGUUGUUUUCUUCAGAGAAGUGACGUUUGGACCACAUGAAGGGGAGUUAAGGUUUCGUCUCAUCCACUUUUGGGAGGCCAGAAAGGCACUGACUAAGACACUUAUUGGUCUGGAGAUGCUUCUGAUUGACGGAGAGGGUACUGCGAUGAAGGGAUUCAUCCCACCAGGAAGGAUUGACACCUACUUGCGACACAUGAUCCCCGGUUCCACUUACAGACUCAACAAAUUUUAUGGUGCUAAGAGCAAGGAGGGGUAUCGGGUUGCCGAUCAGGACGUGACCAUUGCUUUUUCAUGGAACUCUGUUCUCUCUGAACUCAAAGACAGUUCGUCAGUGUUUCCUGAAGAUCGAUUCCGUUUCCAUGGAUAUGAAGAGUUUGAAGCGGCCUGUGACCUCGGAGGGGAUCUAUAUGAUUAUAUUGGUCACCUUAAAUUGGUGAAUGAGCAGAUUCCGAAUGAAAGUCUUGUGCUUGAUGAAGUGGAGAUAGCUUCUUCGCGGCACAUUUUGGUUCAUGUUCAGACACAUGAUGGCCCUGUGAUGAAGCUCUACAUAUGGGACAAGGCCGCUACAGACUUCUGUGAGAAGUUUAAAGCGCUUGGAAAACCUCCAACUGUUAUUCUGGUGACAACUGUGAAUCCAAAACGUUUUGGAGGUGCCUUAACUAUGUCGUCUCUAUCAUCCUCACGUGUGUUUUUUGAUAUGGAUGUUCAACCUACCAGGGAAUAUCUGGCUUGGUUUGAAUCGAACACUGAGGUUGCUAAUAGAGUUAAUGCUGAAAUUGUUACCAAGGCUGAGACAGCUACUAUAGGGGAGCUGUUCUCUUACAUGAAGCAGAAAGAGGCAAAGGUUGCAUGGUUCGAGUGUAGAGCCACUAUUGAUGAUGUCGUGCGUGGUUCUGCAUGGUAUUAUAUUGCUUGUGGUGAGUGCAAGACCAAAGCAACCAAAGGGCCUACCACGCUUAUGUGUAAGAAGUGUGGGAAGACUGAGAUUGCCGGUGUUCCAAAGUAUCUCACGAAGCUCACUGUCUAUGACAACAAUGACCACGCAAGCUUUGUGCUUCUUGGUGAUGCUGGGAGUGAUUUGAUUGGGAAGAAAGCCUCGGAAUUGGUUGAGAGCUACUUUGAGGCCAAUGACAGCGUAAAGGAAGAUCACGUGGUCCCAGUGCCACAAGCUCUGAUUGGUGCCAUUGGACAGACUCGCACGUUUGUUAUUAAGUUAUCAAAACACAACCUCGAUGGCAAGACCCAAUCUUUGACUGUCACCAAGGUUCUCCCACCUGAUGUUCCAGCACUUGAAGGCAACAUAGAGGAGAACGUGGAUGAGGAACCUACUGAUGAAAGGAAUGAAGUUGCAGCUGGGUCUGUGAAGAGGAGCUCUGUUGGGAUUGAGUCCGGAGAGACCAAGCGUGCCAAAAGUGGCUGAUAGAUUUUUAGUACUGGUUUUUGUUCUCAGUUUCAACAAACUCUAUGCUUUGUUUUCUUUGUUUCAGACUUUGUUUCUGUUUCAGACUUUGUUUUUCAGCAUUUGAAUAAUUUUGGUGUUUAUUAAACUAUGCUUUG